Messenger RNA from Molossus molossus (Pallas's mastiff bat), 2574 nucleotides. It is a transcript of the gene CEBPA, whose product is annotated as CCAAT enhancer binding protein alpha. The transcript has a single exon. NCBI's taxonomy places the organism in Eukaryota, Metazoa, Chordata, Mammalia, Chiroptera, Molossidae. Gene Ontology annotation, molecular function: DNA-binding transcription factor activity, RNA polymerase II-specific; RNA polymerase II cis-regulatory region sequence-specific DNA binding. The record is from RefSeq and is a predicted model, not a curated record. Gene Ontology annotation, biological process: myeloid cell differentiation; regulation of transcription by RNA polymerase II; DNA-templated transcription. Bases 111 to 1199 code for a protein of 362 amino acids.
UGCGCGGGCGCAAGCAAGUAGGGGCUCCCGGUGGGCGGUGGCAGCAUCGGUGCCCCGCGCAGCCUGGAGGCCGCCGAGGCUCGCCAUGCCGGGAGGACUCUAGCUCCCCCAUGGAGUCGGCCGACUUCUACGAGGCGGAGCCGCGGACCCCGAUGAGCAGCCACCUUCAAAGCCCCCAGCACGCGCCCAGCAGCGCCGCCUUUGGCUUUCCCCGGGGCGCGGGCCCCGCGCAGCCCCUCGCCCCACCUGCCGCCCCGGAACCGCUGGGCGGCAUCUGCGAACACGAGACGUCCAUCGAUAUCAGCGCCUACAUCGACCCGGCCGCCUUCAACGACGAGUUCCUGGCCGACCUGUUCCAGCACAGUCGGCAGCAGGAGAAGGCCAAGGCGGCCGCGGCCCCCGUGGGAGGCGGCAGCGGCGACUUUGACUACCCGGGAGCCCCGGUGGGCCCAGGAGGCGCUGUUAUGCCCGGGGGGGCGCACGGCCCACCUCCCAGCUAUGGCUGCGCGGCGCCCGGCUACCUGGACGGCAGGCUGGAGCCCCUGUACGAGCGCGUCGGGGCGCCAGCGCUGCGGCCGCUAGUAAUCAAGCAGGAGCCGCGUGAGGAGGACGAGGCGAAGCAGCUGGCGUUGGCCGGCCUCUUCCCCUACCAACCGCCGCCGCCACCGCCACCGCACCCGCACCCGCACCCGCACCCGCAUCCGCACCCACCGCCCGCGCCCCUGGCUGCCCCGCACCUGCAGUUCCAGAUCGCGCAUUGCGGCCAGACCACCAUGCACCUGCAGCCCGGCCACCCCACGCCGCCGCCCACGCCCGUGCCCAGCCCGCACCCAGCACCCGCGCUCGGCGCCGCUGGCUUGCCGGGCCCUGGCGGCGCGCUCAAGGGGCUGGCCGCUGCGCACCCCGACCUCCGCACAGGCGGAGGCGGCGGCGCGGGUAAAGCCAAGAAGUCGGUGGACAAGAACAGCAACGAGUACCGGGUGCGGCGCGAGCGCAACAACAUCGCCGUGCGCAAGAGCCGGGACAAGGCCAAGCAGCGCAACGUGGAGACGCAGCAGAAGGUGCUGGAGCUGACCAGUGACAAUGACCGCCUGCGCAAGCGGGUGGAACAGCUGAGCCGCGAACUCGACACGCUGCGGGGCAUCUUCCGCCAGCUGCCCGAGAGCUCCCUGGUCAAGGCCAUGGGCAACUGCGCGUGAGGCGCCCCGCGGCGGGACCGCCCUGGGCCGGCCCCUGGCUGGGACCCAGGGAGUGCUUUUGGGUCUCCGGAUCUCAAGACUGCCCGAGCCGCGCGUGCCAGGACUAGGAGUUUCCGAUGCCAACUGAAAGCCUGGACUGUCGCGCGUGCCCCUUGCCUUCUUCUGCGUGCGACACGGUGCGUCUAAGAUAAGGGGUCAGGCAGUAGUUUAUCCCUGUAAGAGAGAAGCGCCGCGGGGCCAAGCCGGGAGCCUGGCAACUCUAGUAUUAAGGAAUAACCUUGUGCCUUGGACAUGCAAACUCACCGCUCUGAUUCCUACCAAGUAGGGGGAGCAAAUAUGUGCCUUGUCAUUUUAUUUGGAGGGUUCCUGCAGCAGGACCCCGUAAGAGAAGGAGGGGUGCAGGCUUCCGGAUGGAGCAGAGAUCCUACAAGCCAGCCCCAGCUGCUCCUCAGCUACUUGUCCUUGGAGGGGAGGAAACACAGGGAUCUGGGGCUUUGAACCUAAGAUCGUUCUAGUUCUUCAUGAAGGUAGAGGGUCCCUAGUGCCUUGCCUCUAACUUCCCAGCCUACAACGGACUGGGCUUCCAGGGCAGAACUCCCUGAGAUCUGAGUCACCAUGUGACCAGUGGGAGACCUCACCCCCAGUCAGACCAGAAAGCUAGGUGUGGAUUAGCUAUAAGGACAUAUGGGAAUGGUGGCCCGGUGCAAGAGGGGAACCUAGAGGUCUGGUCUGGGGGUUGGGGAAGGGUUGACGGGACACUGGGACCAUCAGCCAUGUCUAUACUGUUUGUCGCCAACAUUGCCAUACAAACAUGAAGCACAGUCAGUCCAUCCCAAAGGGACCCAAGUUAUGAGAAGCUUUCCAAAUAUUUUGCUUCAUCAGCCUAUAUCAACAUUUGUAUCUGGCCUCUCUGUGUCCCAGUGGUGCCUUGUGCAAUGUGAAUGUGCAUGUCUAUGCUAAACCACCAUUUUCUUUGGUUUUUGUUUUGUUUUGGUUUUGCUCAGAUACUUGCCAAAAUGAGACUCUUCGUCAGCAGCUGCAGGGAGGGUCUGCGGCUCUCUUUCCUUUGGUUUUGGGAUCGCUUUUGCUCCCAGGGGAACCAAAGAGGCAAGAUGGGCUUCCCCUGGGGGUGACUGGGGGCCUUGGUCCCCUGCAGCCCCAAGCUGCCCACAGGCUUGUCCCCCACCAAGGUCCUGGCUCCCGGUCUGGAAGGGAGGCAGCCUCCAAUCAACACACGCAGAUCGCUGGGCUUGGGAGCAGGGAAGGACGGCUUGGUUCUCUUCUUUUGGGGAGAACGUCGAGUUUCAUGCUAGAUGUUUUAUGUAUUAUAUCUAUAAUAUAAACAUAUCAAAGUAAAUGUUGGUGUUUUUUUAAA